Molecule: messenger RNA, 1827 nt
Organism: Cydia fagiglandana
Lineage: Eukaryota; Metazoa; Arthropoda; Insecta; Lepidoptera; Tortricidae
Gene: Eno
Product: enolase
Exons: 8
Coding region: 174-1475 (433 amino acids)
Biological process (GO): glycolytic process
Cellular component (GO): phosphopyruvate hydratase complex
Molecular function (GO): magnesium ion binding; phosphopyruvate hydratase activity
Source: RefSeq, a predicted model, not a curated record
GUUAGGGUAACCCUGAUUCUUAUCGUUUUAGAGCCGCACUAGUUUCACCUUCUAGAGGUCAAAGCUAUCACCACAUCAAUCCGGCGAAUCCGGUGAAUGAAUCAAAUAACUUGAGCAUUCCUCUAAAUUUCUUCAUUUCAUAUACCAGACGGAUACUUUCACAUCUCUACAAAAUGCCUAUCAAGUCAAUUAAAGCUCGCCAGAUCUUUGACUCCCGUGGCAACCCCACAGUAGAAGUUGACCUGGUGACUGAACUGGGUCUGUUCCGUGCGGCCGUGCCCUCUGGUGCCUCGACUGGAGUCCACGAGGCUCUGGAGCUCCGAGACAAUGUCAAGGGUGAAUACCUGGGCAAGGGUGUGAAGCAGGCCGUCAGCAACAUCAAUGACAUCAUCGCCCCUGAGUUGCUGAAGCAAAACAUUGAAGUCACUGAACAGAAACAGAUUGACCAGUUCAUGCUGAACUUGGAUGGCACUGAGAACAAGUCUAAACUUGGCGCUAACGCCAUUCUCGGGGUUUCCCUCGCCGUCGCCAAGGCUGGCGCUGCCAAGAAGGGAGUGCCCCUCUACAAGCACUUGGCUGACUUGGCCGGAAACGCUGACAUUGUUCUGCCAGUGCCUGCCUUCAAUGUUAUCAACGGAGGCUCUCACGCUGGCAACAAGCUUGCCAUGCAAGAAUUCAUGAUUCUUCCCACUGGUGCAACCUCAUUCACCGAGGCCAUGCGCAUGGGCUCCGAGGUGUACCACUUCCUGAAGAAGAUCAUCAAGGAGAAGUUCGGCCUGGACUCCACGGCCGUCGGUGACGAGGGCGGCUUCGCGCCCAACAUCCUCAACAACAAAGAUGCUCUCUUCCUCAUACAGGACGCUAUCCAGCAGGCUGGAUACACUGGCAAGAUUGAGAUCGGCAUGGACGUAGCCGCGUCAGAAUUCUUCAAGAACAACAAGUACGAUCUCGACUUCAAGAACCCGAACUCCAACCCCGACGACUACCUGCCGUCCGGCAAGCUGGCGGAACUCUACCUGGAGUUCAUCAAGGACUUCCCCAUGGUGUCGAUCGAGGACCCCUUCGACCAGGACGACUGGGCGGCGUGGAGCGACCUCACCUCCCGCACCUCCAUCCAGAUUGUUGGAGAUGACUUGACCGUGACAAACCCCAAGCGCAUCGCCACAGCAGUGGAGAAGAAGGCCUGCAACUGCCUGCUGCUGAAGGUGAACCAGAUCGGCUCCGUCACCGAGUCCAUCGACGCGCACCUGCUCGCCAAGAAGAACGGCUGGGGCACCAUGGUCUCCCACAGGUCCGGUGAAACCGAGGACACGUUUAUCGCGGACCUGGUGGUGGGCCUGUCCACCGGCCAGAUCAAGACGGGCGCGCCGUGCCGCUCCGAGCGCCUCGCCAAGUACAACCAGAUCCUCCGCAUCGAGGAGGAGCUCGGCGCCGCCGCCAAGUACGCCGGCAAGAACUUCCGCAGGCCCGUCUAAACUUAUACAUUUGUAGGGCGUGUUCUGAUAGAGUGGUAAUCUCUGACCUGUUGUAAUGUAUGUUUCUAUCUUGUGACUGAACAUCAGAAUAUGCCCGUACGCUCCAUACUGUAAUGUAUGUCGUGAUUAAAGCAUCUUAUAGCCUAUAAUGUUAAUGGUGUAGUGUUGAGCACUUAGUCAACAAUGUCAUUGCUUUUAUGAAAUUACUUUAUAAGAUGUUUUGAAGGCAGUAGUUGUCACUUAUUGAAUGUAUGAAUCUAUUUAUUUGAAUUAUAAGAUUUUACUGUAAGUGAAAAUGUGAAAUGAAUGUAAUAGCAUCCGAACAUUCGUAAAUACACUAUGUACGUUGUAA